GCAAUCAUGAAUCCAUUAUGUUUGGACGAUGUUCCAUCAGACGAUGAGUGGAUAACAGAGAGAGAGAAGCCGACUCUUCCAAGAGAAGGAAAUUGGUUGAGUGUGCUUGAUAGGAAUGCUCGACAUGGAUGUCAUUCAGAAGAUGAGGAGGUAGAUGCUCUUGCAAGGGAUUUGGAACAAGCAUUCCGUGACCAUAUUGGAGAAAAUGUCGAUGAAAUUCAUGAAGUAAGUGAUGAUGAUGACAUGGAUGACAACAUGAAUGCUCCAAAGGAUUUUGAUUAUGACUUUGUUGAUGCUACUAUUGGUGAUGAUGACAUUGAGGAGUUGGGUGACACUGUGGGUGAUGAUGAAGAUAAGGGAGACAAUGAGAUCAACAAUGUUGUUGAUUGUGGCAAUGAUGAUUUCGGCGAUGAAGAUGAAGACUUAUUUUAGUCUCUUGUUUAUUUAUUCUUCUCUUAUUUUAGUUUGUUUUGUUAAGGAUAUCAAUGUUGUGCAAGUGUUAACUUGAAGACUUGAAGUUGAAUUGCUAUUUCUUUUAGUAUGUUC
Messenger RNA from Camellia sinensis, 546 nucleotides. RefSeq lists its product as uncharacterized. The record is from RefSeq and is a predicted model, not a curated record. NCBI's taxonomy places the organism in Eukaryota, Viridiplantae, Streptophyta, Magnoliopsida, Ericales, Theaceae.